Molecule: messenger RNA, 1056 nt
Organism: Acanthosepion pharaonis
Lineage: Eukaryota; Metazoa; Mollusca; Cephalopoda; Sepiida; Sepiidae
Source: the annotation of a GenBank genome assembly
AUGUGGCAAAUUCUUUCCCUCUUUGUCUUCAAUCUAUUUUUGCUUCUCUCUUUUAUCUCUCUCUUUUUCUCCAUUACUGUACUUUCUGCGUCUCUGACACCUUUUCUUUCUCUCUCUACCUCUUACUCCUUUUCUUUCUUUCACUGUAUUUAUUAUUCCUUUUCCUUCUCACUGUAUUUAUUACUCCUUUUCCUUCUCACUGUAUUUAUUACUCCUUUUUCUUCUCUCUGUAUCUCUAAUUCUUUUCAUCCUCUCUGUAUCUCUUUUUCUCUAUCUCUUUCUCUUUUUCUCUAUCUCUUAUUCCUUUUUUCUCUCUUUAUCUCUUUCUCAUUUUAUUUCUGUCUCACUUAUUCCCUUUCUGUCUCACUCCUUUUCUGCCUCUCUUACUCCUUUUCUUUCCCACUAAAUCUCUUACCUUUUCUUUCUUUCCUUUAUAUCUUACUCCUUUUCUUUCUCUCUUUAUAUCUAACUCCUUUUCUUUCUCUCUUUAUAUCUUACUCCUUUUCUUUCUCUCUAUAUCUCUACAAUUUCCUAUCCUUUCAGCCAUGUGUAUAUUUCUUCUUUCUCUCUCACUUGUCACAACUUAUCUCAUUAAUCUCUCUGUUCUCUUCCCUUUCUCUUUCUGACAUCUCUUCAUCUCUCUGUCUUUUACGUUCCUUUCCUUGGGAAUACAAUAUCCCAUCUCUUGGAAUACUCUUGGAACUUCCUUUGGAAUACAAUAUCCCAUCCCUUGGAAUGCUUUUGGAAAUUCCCCUUGGAAUACCAUAUCUCAUCCCUUGGAAUACUCUUGGAAUUUCCUCUUGGAAUACCAUUUCCCAUCUCAUGGAAUACCGUUGGAACCUCCCUUGGAAAUACAAUGUCCUAUCUUUUGGAGUACCCUUGGAAUACACUUGGAAUUUCCUCUUGGAAUAUUAUUUCAUAUCCCUUCAAGUAUUCACUGUUCAUUACAUUUCUCUCCUCUUCUCUCUCUCACUUAAAAAUGUAUAUCUUUCUUUAUAUCACUCUCAUCUUCUAUCAUUCGACAUCCUCUUCUCUUUUCUUGCUAACUUUCUUUGA